UCAGAAAAAUUAUUUAUUAAUUGGUAAAUAAAUUAUGAAUUAAAUAAUUUUAUAAAUUAUUAUAAUCAUUUAUUGACAAAUUUUUUAUUUAUUUUAAUAAUUGACUUUUUUAAAAUUAAUAAGUUCGUAACUGACCGGAUGUAAACAUUGAUCACGAAAGUAACAACACGAAAAAUUAAAAUAGUGAGUUCGAUAGCACGUGGUGUUACAAUCAAUCAUAACCUCAACAUUUAAAUAUUUUUAUACAUAUACAUAUAAACAUUAUUUAUAUAAUCAAUCAGUUAUUAAAAGUGAUUAAAAAUGAUUCGGACAUCCAGAGAAGUUUUAGUGACAAGUGAUAAUUCUGGAGACACAUGGAGUGCAUCAGUGUGGGAUCCAGUGACCGGGUCUCUAUUGAUGACAUACAGAAAUCCAUCAGCAACAAAUCAUCAUUGCCUAAGUAUCCUCAGUGACAGUUACAUGCUGGCAGCAGACAUAAAAAAAUCACGUUUGUAUUUCUGGGCCCUGAAUAGCCAGAUUCCAGUUUCCAAUUUAUCAUCAACGACACCAGGAAAAGUUUCAGCGUUGGCUUGUGCACCCAAUGGUCACUAUCUUGCAGCAGCAAUAAACGAAAAUAUAUUUAUUUGGCAGUUAUGUACAGGAAAAUUAUUAAGAACAUUAUCAAGACACUAUCAGACAGUAACAUGUUUAGUUUUCAGUUCAGAUAGUUCGCGAUUUUCUAGUGGCGGUGAAGACAGUCUGGUAUUUCUAUGGGGAUUGACAAGUGUAGUUAAUAAUUACAAUGAUGCUGCUCCUGUUUAUAAAUUUUCACAUCACACUGGUCCAGUCAAAGACAUUUAUCUCGGUAAUUUUUCACAACGAGCCCGUCUUGUCACCGUAUCCUUAGACAGGACAGCAAGAAUUUAUGACACGUGCACUGGAACUCUACUGCUGACGUUAAUAUUUGAUGUUCCUCUUACGUCAGUUUCUAUGGAUAUAAUUGAAUGCAAUUUAUUUGUCGGGUGCAUUGACGGUAAUAUCAGACAAUUUGAAUUACGAAAUCCACCGCGUAAUUUAGAAUAUCAUGUGUCUGAAGAAAAAAAUUUGAUUGUCUUCAAAGGACACACUGGAAGUGUUACUAAACUAUCGGUGUCUGUUAAUUGUACGACACUUUUAUCAGCAAGUGCUGAUGGGAAUGUUAAUUUAUGGGAUAUACCAAGUCAGCAAAUUACAAGAACGAUAACGUUGAAGGGACCGGUUGUUACAGCAUUUUUUACACCAGCGUAUUCAAAUUAUCAUGCUGAUAAAUUUGAAUCUAAAAUAUUAGUGCGGCCACUCCAGAGCGCGCUUUAUGAAAAUGACAAAGACGCGGUUUUAGAAAUUUUAACUGAUUCUGAUUGUCCGCUUCUCAAUCCGGAGUUUUAUUUCAAAAGUAAUUUAUCUGCGGGAAAUGCCGAUGACAUCCAGACCAGACUGAUGGAAUCAAAUGACGAGAACAAGAGAUUGAUUAAAAUUAAUAAUGAGUUAUAUAAUAAUUUAAUUAAAAAUUUAAUGUCUUCGAAAAUGAAUGGGUCAUAAAAUAAAUAAACUCAAUGUCAAUUUA
This is a messenger RNA of Microplitis demolitor, 1582 nucleotides long. RefSeq names its product WD repeat-containing protein 18. Gene Ontology annotation, cellular component: nuclear pre-replicative complex. Gene Ontology annotation, biological process: DNA-templated DNA replication; rRNA processing. Bases 301 to 1557 code for a protein of 418 amino acids. NCBI's taxonomy places the organism in Eukaryota, Metazoa, Arthropoda, Insecta, Hymenoptera, Braconidae. The transcript has a single exon. The record is from RefSeq and is a predicted model, not a curated record. Gene Ontology annotation, molecular function: protein binding.